Symbiodinium pilosum is the source of this 521-nucleotide messenger RNA. NCBI's taxonomy places the organism in Eukaryota, Dinophyceae, Suessiales, Symbiodiniaceae. The record is from the annotation of a GenBank genome assembly.
GUUGAGCCAGUCACCCGGGUCGAGCCUGUCGCAAGGGCUGAGCCUGCCAGCCCCUCGAGCCCCGAGGUGUCCCGCUUGGAGACCCGGCUCAGCCGACUGGAAGACCACUUGGACAACCUGCUGACCACUGAUAGUGUGGACAGCAGCGGCUUGGAAACCAGUGGAUUGCCGACUUCCACGGCCCCGCCGAACUCAACAAUGAUGCUUACCCUCAACUGGACGGAACACUCGGAGUCCGCAAGCUCUGAGAACAUCCGGAGUGCGCUUAGGGAGCUUCCAGUUGACCUCGUGCGCGUAGACCCUUUGCCUGAAGGGCGGGCUGCGCGCUCCCGCGGGACGCUCUGCUGGUUGGCGUCUUCCGAUACCCCUGUGGCCGAGGCGGAACUUAGGCGCCAGCUCGCGGACCCUGGUAGUAGCCUGAGGCGUCUUUUGCCUGGGCUGCUACCCGAUAGCUCUGCUGUAGCCUUGGCACCUUUGGCCGCCCUGGCGGUUGGUCACGCAAGGCACCUGAGCGCUCGAGU